Oncorhynchus kisutch (coho salmon) is the source of this 3430-nucleotide messenger RNA. Its product is annotated as tapasin-related protein. Bases 137 to 1369 code for a protein of 410 amino acids. The record is from RefSeq and is a predicted model, not a curated record. Lineage: Eukaryota; Metazoa; Chordata; Actinopteri; Salmoniformes; Salmonidae. The transcript has 7 exons.
GACGCUCUGCCUCUAGCCAAAGAUCUAGGUUCAAUCUAUCUAUGCUAUGCACACUAUGGUGGUAGAAAUGAAAGUAAAACUUCUAAAACUAGUUUAACUUGUUUCAUUUGCAACGAGAGAGGAGAUAUUGAACAACAUGAAAAUCUUCACUGUUCUCCUUUGUUUAAUUCCAUAUGCAGGUGUGCUAGGAUUCCUACAGGUGCAAUGGCUGCGCUGUCGACUGACAGAUGAGUAUGUAUGGACAAAUGCUGAGGGACACAUUGAAAGUAAUAACAGCUACAGAGAUGCCGUGUUGCAGUUUGACAACUCGGGGAACAGCGCUUUGUUGUCUGACUCAAUCACAUUCCUUGUUGCAGCAUCUAAGGUGGAUAUGAGGAAGUUUGUGGAGGGUCCGGUGGAUCGACUGCAGUGUGACAUCCACAGGUACAGCAAAGGGAUGAGCCGUGUGCGCUGGCCAAGCCUGGGAGGAAUGGGGCACGACAUCUGGUUCACCUGCACACUGCGGCACACCGCAGGCCUCUUCAACAUCACCUCCUUUCUCAGAGUCACCCCUGCCACGACCAUGUCGGCCCACCAGCCAGACUUCUUCAGCUGGCUCACCAUCGGAGUUAAAGAAAAAAUAAGCGCCUCAGCUGUGAUGGUGCUUAUGACCCGCUCUCCAUCCGUGCGGGUGGGCCUGCAGAAAGAGACGACCCUGCACUGUCAGUUUGCCGUGGACCAUAAGGUCCCUCACCUUACAGUCGAGUGGCAUUUUCAGCGGCGCGGAGGGCGCCGGACCAAGCUGUUCAGCUACUCCAGCCACUCAGGUCAGACAGAGGGCAGCGGGGUGGCAGUGAAGGGCAUUGCCGGGGGGGAUGCCUCCCUGACUGUGCCCAUCACCAAGGUGAGCAGUGAGGGGACGUACGUGUGUUCUGUCCGCGUACCCCCACUCAACGGGAGUGUGGACAUUGCGCUGCACAUCAUAGAGCCUCCUGAUGUUUCCUUGACCACAAAGGAGGAGCAGAUCCCCAGCGUAGUGUGUGAGGCUAAUGGCUUUUACCCCCUGGAUGUGGAGAUUGACCUUUUCAAGGAGACUAGCAGUGGUCAACGGCCUGAGAAGCUGGGGAACAUCUUGCGCUCUAGUCACCUCCAACAUCAUGACAAUACUCACUCUGUGGCAGCCUUCGUCUGGCUGCGGCCCUCCCCUCAGGACUCGGGGUGCGCAAUAUAUUCCUGUAGAGUGUCACACGUCUCCCUGCAAGGUCUGUACAUCCACAAGAGCAUUAUCGGCCCAGGCUGUUGGACUUGGAUUCAUCUGACCUUGCCUGGACUGGUAUGCCUGAUUUCUGUGAUAAUUUUCAUAGCAGUUACAAGACGGCGUUAUUUUUAACAAGACAGUACAAAGACGAUAAAAGAAAGACGAAACAAGAAAGUCUCCACCUCCUUGUCCCCCUUUUGCUGCUCAGUGGGUCAAAUGUUUCUGGUAAGCUUCCUGAGCGGCAUGACGGCUGAGUGAUCCCAUGGUGUUUAUACUGUCGUACUAUUGUUUGUACAGAUGAAUAUGGUAUCUUCAGGCAUUUGGAAAUUGCUCCCAAGGAUGAACAAGACUUGUGGAGGUCUGCAAAAAAAAAUCUGAGCGUAAAUAUAUUGAUUCAUUGCAAUUGUUCCCGAAUGAGUGAGUGUUCAUGUGUAAAGGAUUAGCAUUUCAAUUGUUAUAAUUAUUAACUCUGUAGUGACUUCUUAGUCGACCCCCACUUCUCCUUUGUCUAACAAGCCGCCAUGCCGGUUCAGCCCACUAGGGCACAUUUUCCUAACAUUUCAUGUAACCACAUUUACCAUGUUUGUUUGUUUGUUUAGGCAUUUCUGUGUAUUACUUAGUUAGUAAUAAAAAAAAUAUUUAAGACAAUUGAUGUAUGGAUGACUCAUAGUGAAGACUGGGUUCGUGCAGAUAACCAACAAUUUACGACGUUUAGAAUGAGACUAACGUGAGUUUAAAUAAAUCAUUAAUCAGAAGACUAUUGAUCAGAUAUGAAAAUAUCUGAAAGGUUAUAUUGGGAAAUUAUAACUUUAAUCUGAAUACUUUCCUUGGUGCCCCAACUUCCUAGUUAAUUACAGUUACAUGAUUAUUCAGUUUAAUAGCGUAAUACUAAUUACAGGAAUCUUUGAUAAAAACUAAGUCUUCAAUUUAAUGAUAGUAAAGACACGACACCAGACGGCAUUAGCUAUACAUUAUCGUUCAGUUUGCUCUCUAAGACAAGGUUCUACUUCUCGUUCUUGGUACUUCAUAUUACCAAAACAUUACCUCAUCCAAUGACAUAUAUCAAUUGUCAAUUCUAGAUACUCUCAUCUCAAAUACAACCCACCCCUGGACAAGCUCCCUGAGAGGAGUGAGCCUCUAGGUCAUAUACUAUGAAAGACAAGUUUUGACAUCAGAGGGGACAUACAAUGGUUCCAGACACUGCCAUACUCCUCCCCCCAAUGGGAAAAGUAGGGAGUGACUGGUGUACAGACAUUGUGGAGCCCUUCACAUGGUUUAACAGAUACCCUCACAUAUGAAGACAAUCCUGACCUCUCCCCUCUCUGGGCCCCAAGUGACUUUUACCACAUAAGCAUAUUUAUGAAAGUAGAUAAAACAUCUUAUUUAUCAAUGUUACCUAACUAAUUCUGAUUCUGCUACGACAAGAGGCACUGAGUUUGAAGGUCGGCCUUGAAAUACAUACACAGUCAUCCAAUUAACUCAAAUGAUGUCAAUUAGCCUAUCAGAAGCUUCUAAAGCCAUGGCAUUAUUUUCUGGAAUUUUCCAAGCUGUCCUAAUCAACUUGCAAAAUAUAGUUUGUUAACAAGAAAUUUGUGGAGUGGUUGAAAAAUGAGUUUUAAUGACUCCAACAGUGUAUGUAAACUUCCGACUUCAACUGUUUACCUUUUGAUGUGAAAUGGCAUUAUGCUCAUCUUUGUUAUUCCGAUCAUAACUAUUAUAUUAUAUUCACAAAUGUAAAUGGGGUGGAAAAAAUAUGUAUAUUUUUCUUUUCAUUUAACUAUUUUUCUAUUGUGUUUUGUUUAUUCCAUGUGUAACUCUGUUACCACACUCUGUUUGUGUCGCACUGCUUUGCUUUAUCUUGGCCAGGUCGCAGUUGUAAAUGAGAACUUAUUCUCAACUAGCCUACCUUGUUAAGUAAAGGUGAAUUUUUUUUAUUUUAACAAUUUUAUAAACCCUCAAACUUGUGAAACUUAAAAAGUAGGAUAAAUGAUUCAAAGUCAGGUCUAUUAAUGUCUCAUUGCCUUGUCACAUAUUAAUGAUGUCCUGAAUUAUUCUUUCUUCGGGGGGGUUUGCCUGGUGUUCUAUUAUUUCAUUUUUUUCAUUGUAUUCACAGGAUUGUCCCUGUAUUGAUGUGUAAUAUUAUUAUUUAUGCAAUAAACUAAAUAAAAUAAAAAAAAUAAGGCAUAAUGUACA